GCUCACAUUUCAAUUCGCAGCCAUCAAGAUGCACUCCUACACCAAGAUUUACCACCCCUAUUUCCACGCGCUCUCGAGCUUCCCGGACCCCGAGGGCUCGGAGGCCGUCUUCCUCGACAUGAUCAAGGAGAACCCGAUCAUGCCGGCGACGGAGCGCUGGUGCAUCCAGACCCAGAUCGCUCGCACGUACCUCCAGCGCGCCAAGUACCCCGAAGGCCUCGCGGUUCUUGAUGCCAUCGAAGCCGAAGUCGCCGCCGACGACCUCAAGCACAAGGACGAGCCGACCAACCCGCUCAAGGUCGAGGUGCGCGUCCGCUGCCUCGCCGAGCGCGCGCGCAUUCUGCGCGACAUGAAGGAGAAGGCCAAGGCCCUGCCGCUGCUCGCCACCGCGUGGACGCUCGUCGAGUCCGUGCCGGCGUUCCCGGACGAGGACCUCGCGCUGGACGUGCUGCACCUGCUCGCGAUGCUCCAGAACGACCACAACGACAAGAUCUCGUGGAACAAGCGCGCGUUUGCGAUGGCGACCAAGUCGACGCACCCGGACGCGACGCGCUGGGUCGCGGUCCUCGGCGACAACCUCGGCUGGAGCUACCUCGAGACCAACCACGCCGACGACGCCGUCACGCACUUUGAGGCCGCGCUCGCCGCGCGCAAGGCCAUUGGCGACGCCGAGUGCAUUCGCCUCGCCAAGUGGAUGGUGGCCCGCGGUCUGCGCGCGGCCAAGAAGAACCAAGACGCCAUCAAGGUCCUCGCCGAGCUCGAGACCGAGUACGCGUCAAUCGACGACUGCGACGGCUACGUCUGCGAAGAGAUGGCCGAGAACCUCCACGAGCUCGGCCAGGACGAGGCCGCCAAGCCGUACUUUAAGAAGGCGUGGACCGCGCUCCAGAACGACUCGCUCAUGUGCGAGCACCACCCCGAGCACCGUCUCGAGCGUCUCCACGAGCUCGGCAACUAGAGUAGUUUGUAUCGUAUCUAUCAAUCUAAUUUUUU
Molecule: messenger RNA, 993 nt
Organism: Saprolegnia parasitica CBS 223.65
Lineage: Eukaryota; Oomycota; Saprolegniomycetes; Saprolegniales; Saprolegniaceae
Exons: 1
Coding region: 29-958 (309 amino acids)
Molecular function (GO): protein binding
Source: RefSeq, a predicted model, not a curated record